AUGUCAACGGAAACGUUAACUCGGAGCGAAAAAUCCCCCGAGAGUGUUUCGCUUGAAAAAAAAUGGUCACGUGCAUUUCGUUUACAACGAGCAAAAUCAUUUAUAAAUUUCAAGUUUGCACAAUUUUUGGGUCAAGAAUAUAUUUGUGAAGGAAAGACUACUAAGGAAGGAAUAUCAAGAAAUCACUAUUUAAUCAAAGAAAGAUUUGAUAAAAAUCUUCGUGUAAAUCUACUUUAUGUAGAUUGUGGUGAUGAAACACCACCAGAAUUUGUUGGUAUUAAAGCACUUAUCAAACAUUACACUGUCUAUGCUUCGUUGCAUUCAUUUUCAUUGGCAAAUGGACUUAGCGUAGACGUUUUCCCGUGGUGGCAUUAA
Molecule: messenger RNA, 375 nt
Organism: Acanthocheilonema viteae
Lineage: Eukaryota; Metazoa; Nematoda; Chromadorea; Rhabditida; Onchocercidae
Source: the annotation of a GenBank genome assembly